Cutaneotrichosporon oleaginosum is the source of this 539-nucleotide messenger RNA. RefSeq lists its product as uncharacterized. The record is from RefSeq and is a predicted model, not a curated record. NCBI's taxonomy places the organism in Eukaryota, Fungi, Basidiomycota, Tremellomycetes, Trichosporonales, Trichosporonaceae.
GCCGGCUCUCAUCAACCACUCAUUGCCGCUUGCUCCGGCCAUCCAGCUGUCCUCAGGCGUUCCGCACACGGGUGUGGUCGCGUUGUCGAGUGGCAAAUGCCGACCUCCACAACACCUUGAGCCGUACAUGCUGUACUGAUCGUUCAUGGUAUACAUCGUCCCUCUAAUCUCUAAUCUCAUAAUCGCUGUCAGUUUGGUCACAUCGUGGGCCAAAUGCGCCCUUCCGGCUGGCUUCAGGCUCGUGGACCGCGGGAAGUGCUUCAGUGGAGUUGACUCACCCACAAUCCCAAGGAAGGUGACUGUUAUCCUUCCAUGCCUCUCAUCAUCUCACUCAUCACGUCUCACACUCCUCACUCUCCUUGUGUUGUCCACUUUUCUCAGCACUCGUUGCUCCUCCUCAUCCUCGGUAUUCUAACUCAUCACUGUCAUCUCCACCGUCUCUUCGAUCCCAUCACUAUCGCCCUCCCAUCCCUUCAAGCAACACCUUCAAUUCCACGCUCACCACCGGCCUAAUGGCACUCGCCAAGAUGCCGCCAGGC